Molecule: messenger RNA, 994 nt
Organism: Heteronotia binoei (common prickly gecko)
Lineage: Eukaryota; Metazoa; Chordata; Lepidosauria; Squamata; Gekkonidae
Product: neurotrophin receptor-interacting factor homolog
Exons: 5
Coding region: 242-994 (250 amino acids)
Biological process (GO): regulation of DNA-templated transcription
Source: RefSeq, a predicted model, not a curated record
GCUAGAGAGGUCAAGCUGAGCGGGGGUGGGGGUGUGUGGAAUGGAAAGGCUCUUUUCCAGUAUGUGCGUGUGUGGCUGAGGGUGGUGGGUUGCUUCUGAAUCGGCCAAGAGGACAGGAGGGGCUUCAGGCAGGUAACUGCGGAUAAAAGCCGUACAGCCGGAUCCUGGAAGGUUUACUCACAACCACAAAAGUAAGGGUAUCUGAACACAGUAGGAGGCGAUCCAAGAGAAGGGGAAGGAGAUGGAAGAGGAGGACCCAGAAGGAGCUGGAACAGGCAAGGGAUCAAGGGAGAGUCCCCAACCCACCCAGGCUGGGAGUGGUGUUGAAUCCUGGGAAAGAGCUGUGCCAGAGAUCCUGUCUCAAGACGCAAUGACUGCAAAAGAAUACAACUACUGCUUCCGGCAGUUCCGCUACCAUGAGGCUGAUGGGCCCCGAGAGGUUUGCGGCCAACUCCAUGGACUUUGCAGCCACUGGCUGGAGCCUGAGAAGCGCACCAAGAAGCAGAUCCUGGACCUGGUGAUCCUGGAGCAGUUCCUGGCCAUCCUGCCCCAGGAAAUGCAGUGCUGGGUGAGAGGAUGUGAGCCGCAGACCAGUUCCCAGGCAGUGGCCUUGGCUGAAGGUUUCCUCCUGAGUCAGGCUGAGGAGAAGAGGCAGGCAGAGCAGAUGUCGGGACCAGCUGUAAAGAUGGAAGUGAAGUAUUCUGAGGCAGAAGGAGCUUCAUCAGAGGAAAGUCAGAGGGUACAGGCCCAGAAGUGUGCCGAAAUAGCCCUGUCAAAUGGCAGUGAAGAGAUGUUUUCAAGCUGCCAUCUUUCCAGUGGAGUUCAAAUGUCUGCUCCCCCUCUCGUCCAGUUUCCCUUGUCCUUUGAGGAGGUGACUGUAUAUUUCACCAAGGCCGAGUGGUCCCUGCUAGAUCUGAGCCAAAAAACUCUCUAUAUGGAAGUCAUGCUGGAGAACUAUGGACAUGUGGCCUCUCUGGGUAAGGACCUUUCAUAG